UAGCGGGUAAUUUCAAAUUGCAGAAAACAGACCAACGAAGAAGACGAAGGGAGCCUUCUGAUUGGUUAUUGCUAGGGGAUAGACUGCCUUGGAUGCACCCCUGCGGUACAUCUUCAGUUUGGGGCAAAAUGCAGUUUCUUUAAAUCUCAAACGAAUGGAAAUACAUUGACGCUCGUGAAUGUUGACUUUUUUUUCGUGUAUCGAAGAGACGUCAUUAAAUGAUUCAGCUGUUUCAAACGGCUUCUUUUUAGGCGUGACAGCUCCCGAGAGGCUUAUUAUUUAUUUUUUGCUGAAAACAAAAUCCUCAAACUGGAUGAAAUGGAUGAACAAAGUGUCGAGAGCAUUGCAGAGGUGUUCCGGUGCUUCAUCUGCAUGGAGAAGCUGAGGGAUGCUCGCCUCUGUCCACACUGCUCCAAACUCUGCUGCUUCAGUUGCAUCCGAAGAUGGCUGACGGAGCAGAGAGCGCAGUGCCCUCACUGUCGAGCUCCGCUGCAGCUGAGGGAGCUUGUGAACUGUCGCUGGGCCGAAGAAGUCACCCAGCAGCUGGACACCCUGCAGCUCUGCAGUCUCACCAAGCAUGAGGACAAUGACAAAGACAAAUGUGAGAACCACCACGAGAAGCUGAGUGUCUUUUGUUGGACUUGCAAGAAAUGCAUCUGUCACCAAUGUGCUCUGUGGGGAGGCAUGCACGGCGGCCACACGUUCAAGCCUCUGGUGGAGAUCUACGACCAGCAUGUGAUGAAGGUGAAAGAAGAGGUGUCCAAGCUGCGCCGCCGCCUCAUGGAGCUCAUCAGCCUCGUGCAGGAAGUUGAGAGGAACGUUGAGGCCGUCAGAGGAGCGAAGGACGAGAGAGUUCGAGAGAUCCGGAACGCCGUAGAAAUGAUGAUCGCUCGUCUGGACAACCACCUGAAAAACAAACUCAUCACUCUCAUGGGCCAGAAGACGUCCUUGACCCAGGAGACGGAGCUGCUGGAGUCUCUGCUGCAGGAGGUGGAGCAUCAGAAAGUGAACUCAUCUCCAAGAGCCCAGAGAUCCUGCUCAUGUUCCAGCAGGUCCACCGGAAGCCUAUGCAGUCCUUCGUCACCACGCCGGUCCCCCCAGACUUUACCAGUGAGCUGGUUCCAGCCUACGACUCCAGCACUUUUGUUCUGGUUAACUUCAGUACUCUGAGGCAGCGGGCCGACCCGGUCUACAGCCCUCCACUGCAGAUCUCUGGCCUGUGCUGGAGACUCAAGGUCUAUCCAGAUGGAAAUGGUGUCGUCCGAGGAAACUAUCUGUCUGUGUUCCUUGAACUGUCUGCCGGACUUCCUGAAACAUCAAAGUAUGAGUACCGUGUAGAAAUGGUUCAUCAGGCUUCCAGCGACCCGACCAAAAACAUCAUUCGGGAGUUUGCCUCAGACUUUGAGGUCGGUGAAUGCUGGGGCUACAACCGUUUUUUCCGGUUGGACCUCCUCGCCAGCGAGGGCUACCUGAACAUGCAGACCGACACGCUGGUUCUCCGCUACCAGGUUCGUUCACCGACGUUCUUCCAGAAGUGCCGGGAUCAGUACUGGUACAUCAGCCAGCUGGAGUCGGCCCAGAGCGGAUACAUCCAGCAGAUCAACAAUCUGAAAGAGAGGCUGGCCAUCGAGUUGUUUCGCCGCCAGACAUCACGCAGCUCCUCGCCCCCUGACCUGAGGCCUGCGGCAGGCACCACGACAUCUGAAAGAGACCCGCGGUCGGUGAAGAGCGACAGCGACAUCCAGAAUACUCUGAGCAACAAUAAGAAGGAGGAGGAAGAAAGGACACAGCACGAUGACUCGAAUGAUCUGUCAGAUGGAGACCUGGAGGUGGAUUGUCUGACGGAGGAGGAGGUGAACCCGCUGGAUGGCAGCAGCACGUCGGGGAGCUCCACAGCCACCAGCAACACCGAGGAAAACGACAUAGACGAGGAGACCAUGUCAGGGGAGAAUGAUGUUGAUUUUAUUGGUAAUCUGGAAGCUGAAGAAGGAGAGCUCCCUGACGACAUGGUUGGAGCCACAGGUGGCUCCAGCUCUGGUCUGCGCUCCGUUCACCGCAGCGCCCCUACUGGCCGCAGUGCAAACAGCAGUGCAGCUGGCGGUGGUGCCGUCGGGCCAGGCAGCAGCAGCCUCCUGGAGAUCGACCCAGUCAUCCUGAUCCAGCUGCUGGAUCUGAAGGAGAGGAGCAGCGUGGAGUCUCUGUGGGGGCUCCAGCCUCGGCCCCCGGUAUCUCUGCUCCACAGCCAAGCACAUGUUCACUCGAGAAAAGAACGUGAGCGGCGGCCUCAGGCGGUGCGGCGAUCGGCUCCAGACUCCAGCGUCCUGAUCCGCCUCAAAGCACAAAUGGCCGAAGUCCGCAGCAAGAUGUCCGAUGUCAAGAGUCAAAUGCUGGAGACCCGGGUGUCUGCGGAGCCCCGGCCCGGCCCAUCUGGUGCCUUCUGCGUGGAGGAGGUCUCGUCUCACCAUGGUGAUACGGAGAUGACAGCCUGUCGUAAGCCUGGUGAGCUGGAACUGGGGGCGAGAUCGGCUGCAGCUCGGCCCAGGCCCUCCCGCUCUGCCAGGAAGUCGCUGUCCCCCGUGCUGGACAGCAGCAGCUCUGUGGUUCUGAAGAGGAGGAGUCCAGAGGAGAUGGACACAGAGCUGAGAGCAGCAGAACCUGCAGCAGAGCUCAGCCUGCAUCCUGCAGAUGUGAUGUCCACAGCAGACGGAGCGGUGAAGGCUGACGUUAUCACAGGGACCCUGGUGUCCCUCAGCAGCUCCACAUCAGAGCAGAUCUCCUCCUCCAAGCAGCAGUAUUGUGUGGAGCAGCAGCUGUACGGAGCCUCAGGAUCCAGAGACGAUAUAUUUACCCUUGGAGGCCCAAGCUACAUGACCACCAGCAAGAGCUGCAGCGGCAGGACCUCUGGAGCUGCCAUGUUAGACUGUGAGGCUGAAGGCUCAGGAAACUCCCAUCAGUCCUUGCUGGAGGGAACUAAUGCACCCCCAAGUGAAGAUCAGUCAUCUUCCAUCCUGGUGGCAGCAACCAGCAGCGACAGUGACUCCGAGGAUGAAGGUCUGCAGAGCUGCAACUCUCGCUAUGACAACCACACUCCUCCCUGCACAGGGGAACAGCUUCUGUCCGACGACACGAGUCUGCCUGGCGACAGGUGAUUCACUCCCACAGCUGCUUUAUCCUCCAAGGACAAACGGCAGUGUGACGCGGCGGCGGCCGGAAACGGCGUGCCAUUCACACAGAUCCGUAGAGUAGAAACUGCCUGCUGUGUGCAUGAGUUCACUAAGAAGACAAUUCAGAAAACUGGAUCUCCUGCUGCUUUCAGGACCAAGCUUUCACUAACCACAUGGAGCGGCGUUAAUUUUUCCGGAUGACUGCAUGCUUUCGUUGAACCGGUCCAGUCUUGUGUUUUUAGAGCCUAUUGGUCGUCGUGCUGUGGGGGGUGUACAUACUUGGGGUCAUUUCAGUGUUACAGCUCAGACGGCGUUCCACCGUGACUGCAGCGAUCGCCAUCAUCAGUGUUUUCUACCACGCUGGCGUUCAGUGUUUUUGUGCUUUAGGCUCUUCUCCUCAAUUUACCAUCAACACCCCCCUCCCCAAUUUAUUUUUAAAAACGCUGCAACCUGUCAGCCGCUGAAAAGCAUUGCGCGUUCUUUCCGGAGGUGAACUCUUGCCGAUCAUUUAUGUAAAUGCCUUCGCCGUGAAAGGCAGCCGCGGCUUCGUGCCCGUUCUGGCUCGUCACUCGAGGAGGCAGAACAAUGACGGAACCGCAUGGAACACGGAUCCCAGGCUGCUCGCAGAGCUUCAGGCUAAAAGCUCUGAAGGACGCCGCCGACUCCAGAUGGAUGGCAGAGCAGGUGUUGGUUUCUUUCCCCUGACACGGGAAGUCGUGUGCGUGCGCACGCAGCUUCUACUCUCCAGUGUUUAGUUAAAUUCACUUUCAUCUGAGAACUCUCAUCCAAACACAAAGGCUCUUUUUCACACUACAUGACGUUAUCUGAAUGAUCAGGUUCAGGUUAUUUGUGUGUUUUUUAAAGGGUCAGUUCUCUCAAUUUGCAGAAUAAUAUCUUAUUUUGUUAAGACAGACUUCUUACUCAUUUUAUGAUCGACUACACCCCAUUUAGUUCAUAAAUUAUCCGAACAUUUCUCCUCAUCUUGUUUAAAUCGUGCGUGUUCUGUCAGACAAAUGAUCAACAAACUUGAAGAAUAUCAACAUUGUUUUUGUAUUUAUGAAUGAAUAAAGAUAAAUGUCAGCAGUUCUGCGGUACUGAACUUAAAAUAUUGAAAACUGACAACAAGAAACAAAAACUCAUUAAUUUUGUGUGAAGUGCAGCUCCUUCCUGCGUCGUGCUGUCGGAACAGUUCUCAGAGGAAGCCGACAUCCAAACCCAAUACAAGUCGAUUAUAUAACACAAUUUUCUGCUGCGCUUCUGGCUUUUCUUGAUGGAUUUAUCAUUUCACACCUCAGUGAUCAAACAAACAGAGCAGACACAACGUAAAGGUUGCAGCAGAACUUUGCACAGCACCAGGGGAACAUGCAGCUUUUUUUUUUUCUGCACCUUAACUUUAAAUGUGAAGUGGAGCCAGAUCUCCUUGUUUUAGUCAUUUGAAAACAUGCUUCUCCUCAACCUUCCAGACCCAUUCCUUUCAUCAUCGUGUUGAUAGAAGGCGUGCUGUAGAUCCGCUUUAAAGUGCAUGGCUUUAUUUACGCUUUUUCCCUUUAACUGCUUCUCUCAGAAAAAAGAGGGAGAUUUUUUUUAUUUGUUUGUGUAAUAUUCUGAAUGUUCUCACAAUGCAGCCUGCAUUAUUCUGUGUGUAUUCUUCCUUUUGGUGUUAAUAAACUGUUUUAUGAUGUUGGA
Oryzias melastigma (Indian medaka) is the source of this 4850-nucleotide messenger RNA. RefSeq names its product tripartite motif containing 37 (gene trim37). Gene Ontology annotation, molecular function: ubiquitin protein ligase binding; zinc ion binding; ubiquitin protein ligase activity. Gene Ontology annotation, biological process: negative regulation of centriole replication; protein autoubiquitination. Gene Ontology annotation, cellular component: aggresome; peroxisome. The record is from RefSeq and is a predicted model, not a curated record. Lineage: Eukaryota; Metazoa; Chordata; Actinopteri; Beloniformes; Adrianichthyidae.